AUGUUUCAAUUAUUGUUAAAUUACAUUCAUGAGUAUUGUGAUGCUCCUCGACCUUGGGGCUUGUAUUUCCAAGAUAGUGCUUCACCACAAAUGGAAGGGCUAGUUGAAUUACAUGACAACAUAAUGUUUUAUCUAAUUAUAAUUUUAUUUGGUGUAGGUUGGGUUCUUGUUUCUGUAAUUACAAAUUACAACAGUGUAAAAUCUCCAAUAUCACAUAAAUACUUAACGCACGGUACUUUAAUCGAAUUAUUUGCUGACAUUAAUAAUAUAAUUAUUCCCCUUUUUAAUAAAUAUCCUUUAAUUGGUGUAAAAAAGUUAAAUUUUCAGGACUUCUGUAUAAUAGCAGAAUUAAUGAAAAAUAAAGCCCAUUUAACUACGAAAGGUUAUCAAUAUUCUGAUUUUUUAAAUGAUGAUAAUGAAAACAUUGAAUUUGAUUCUUACAUGAUUCCUGAAGAAGAUUUAGAAGAUGGUGGUUUAAGAAUGUUAGAAGUAGAUAAUAGAGUUAUACUGCCAGAACUUACUCAUGUUAGAUUUAUCAUCACUAGUGCCGACGUAAUUCAUUCCUUUGCAUCACCCGCUUUAGCUAUUAAAUGUGACGCCUAUCCGGGUUUUAAUUAUUAG
Messenger RNA from Tuber melanosporum (Perigord truffle), 621 nucleotides. RefSeq lists its product as uncharacterized. Gene Ontology annotation, biological process: ATP synthesis coupled electron transport. Gene Ontology annotation, cellular component: membrane. The transcript has 3 exons. Bases 1 to 621 code for a protein of 206 amino acids. NCBI's taxonomy places the organism in Eukaryota, Fungi, Ascomycota, Pezizomycetes, Pezizales, Tuberaceae. Gene Ontology annotation, molecular function: copper ion binding; endonuclease activity; cytochrome-c oxidase activity. The record is from RefSeq and is a predicted model, not a curated record.